ACGUGCAGAGCGGUAAAAUUUGGAGAUUGGAAUUCCAAAGUCCGAAGGGAGAUUUCCAGCUGUGGCGUUCCCUUUGCUUUUAUUUUUGCCGCUCAUUCAUCAUUUCCUAUGGAAUGGUGGCUUGCAAUUUGCUCACAACGCAUUGAAUGAUUAAAAUACGCAUUUGUUUACAGACCUUUGAAGCUAUGGCGUGUUUACGAGAGGAGUACCUGAAUCUGUGUGAACAGCUCAACAUUGAGCCAGAGCCGAGUGUCAAGAAAGCUCUAAAAGUUGCCAAUGUGUCUGGAUGUCUUUCACUGAAAGGCGACACCAGUGCCAUGUCAGUGAUCACAUGCCAAAUCCUUGCCAAGAUCAUCGCAAACUCUCAGACCCUGUCCAAGCUGGACUUUUCCAACUGCAUGCCUCCCCAGGGCGGAUUUGCCGACUUGAUGAACGGCGUCGAGAAGAACAAAUCCGUCAGGGAACUGGACCUGAGCAGCAACAACCUCCAGGCAGGCGCCGCCCUGCAGCUCGCAAAGUACCUGAGACUGACCAGCAGUCUCGAAAGGAUUUUCCUGCAGUGGAAUUCCCUGGGCCAGGGCAAAGAUGCAUUUGCAAUUUUUUGUGAAUCACUCGGAGCCAACCAAAGUCUGCAAGAGCUUGACCUGAGAAACAAUAGCUUGACAGAAAUGUCCACGGAAGACUUGGUCCGUGCCAUCAAAGCCAACAAAUCAUUGAAAGCUAUUGACCUGAGAUGGAAUCAAUUGGGUCCUGGUGAAGGCCGAGUUUUACUUCAGGCCAUCCAAGAUUCGCCUCGUUUGACUUGCAUCCAGCUGGAUGGAAAUCUUUUCAAUUCAGAUUUGACUUUUGCAAUUGAAAUGGCUGCUUCACACAAUGCUGAUAUGAUUCAGCUCGCGCAGGAAUGGGAGGUUCGCUGCAAUAUUCUCACCAGACACACUUCUCAGCUUGAGAAGAGAGAUGAAAAAAGAGCGUCUGGUGUGAGAUAUCUUUUGCAGCAACAGGGCCAAAAACUGAAUGUCCUCAACAAGGAGCAGAAGAAUGAAAUGAUUAAGGUGGAGGAGCAGCUUUACGUGAAUAGAAGGCGCUUGGACACGAUGGAGUCCCUCGUACUGGACAAAGAAGAGCAAAUAGAGACACUUCAAGAGAUGAACAAGUCAAUUCAAGAAGAUAGAGAAUUGGAGCGUACAGAAUUGGCAGAGCAGUUGAACCUUCUGAGAGAUCAAUUGACGAGUGCUCAGAAUUUGAUUCACAAUCUGAAAUUGAAGAUGCAAGAGCAAGAGGCGGAGACAAAAGGACUGCAACUGGAAAACUCUCACCUCAAAGAUGGCAUGAUGUUGCACAACUCAAAGUGCGAGGAUGUGAUCAAAGCUGCCGAGGAAAGGGCGAUGUCUGCAAUUAAAAACGCCAGGCAAGAGAAGGCGCAUGCCGAGGAAGAAAUCAAGAAAAUGCAGAAAGGCUAUGAGGAAAAGUUGAAAAAACUGGACGCUUUGAGGGAAGAAAUGGAGAAGCGCAGCCAAGCUCAAAACCAAACCCACUUGGAGGCUCUCACUGCCAUGAAAAGUCAACUCCAAGAGCGAGAGGAAAAGAAUAUGGCAUCUUGGAAAUCUGAAAAGGCAGAACUCAAGUCGGCUUUAGAAAAGUGCAAAUCGCACCUAGAUUCGUUGCAAAAAGUUCUCCAAACCAAAACUGACGAUUUGGGAAAAUGUCAAGUCACCAUUGCUGAACUGAAACAGGUUGUGGCCAAAGAACAAGAGAAGAAUGAAAUCUUGAACAGAAAAUUGGAAGAUGCAGCGAGGCAAAGGGAGGAAGCCGAAAGCCUCAAAUCCCAAAUUUCUUCCAUCCAAUCUGAACUUACUUCCCUGAGAAAUGAAAAAGAUUCUCAGAUCAAGCAGCUUGCCGAGCUCGUGGCCACCCAAGAAAAGCACUUUGCAGACUUGAGAUUUGGUGAAGCUGAAAGGACUGGAAUUCUGUGCUCGGCAGUCAGCCAGUACAUUGCCAAAGUCGGUGCUUCCGUCGGAACCUCCGAGCACUGAUUUAUCUUUUUUUGCAGCAAAGAUAUGCGGACGUGUUUUGUGAAAGUCUUCAGGGAAGUGAUACAUCAUUUUUCAAUUUGUUUGCUUCACAAUGCUAUCUCUUGACACCGUAGACACGGGAGGGCGGGGUUUUCGAGACUUAAACAGUGAGAAACCAUUUGUUAUUCGGGAUUCCUAGGAAGCCGACCUAAUGUAAAUUAUUUUCCUGGAAAAGUUUGUGGCGCGCGAUAAUGCGAUAACAAAAGCGCUCCGUAAACUUCCAGGGAUUAUCUUCUGUUGUGUGUUGGCGCCGCCUGCAGCUUAAUGAAACUGUCAGCUGCGCACAAAACGAAAAGAAGAAGAAAAAAAUAUGCGUUAGAUUGUUUCAAUACCUGGAAUAAUGUGCACAGAGAGACGGUGAAGUUGCAAAGCAAAGAGUUAAAUAAUCAACUUGUAAUUAAUUCAUAGAAAGCCAACUGAUAUUUUAACAUUUGUCCAGUGCAGCCCUUUAUUUUGCUGACAAAAAAGUUCUGAACGCAAUUACUGCACAAAAUCCUUACUUAGAAUUGUUAUUGUUUUAUUUUCUUUAAUAUAAAGUUGAAGUAAUUUUGAAUGCGCUUGUUUCCGGGCGUUGUUUUGAAAGAGUUAUAACGACCGCGACCUAUUUUAUCUGAGU
Neocloeon triangulifer is the source of this 2688-nucleotide messenger RNA. RefSeq names its product leucine-rich repeat-containing protein 45-like. Bases 147 to 2033 code for a protein of 628 amino acids. Gene Ontology annotation, molecular function: protein binding. The transcript has 13 exons. Gene Ontology annotation, cellular component: centrosome. The record is from RefSeq and is a predicted model, not a curated record. Lineage: Eukaryota; Metazoa; Arthropoda; Insecta; Ephemeroptera; Baetidae.